CUCACCAGCCCCUUCCUUUCCCACAGUCAACAGGAAGACUGAGCCGAGUCAGAGCGGAGACCAGACAGAGAGGACCCAAACACUCAGGAGAAGGAGGACGUCUCAAAAGCUUCCAAUCCAGCACAAAAAAACGAGAAGUCUGAAAGAAGGAAUGAACAUAAGGAGUAAGAAUCACAGAGAGGUGGAGAAACUCCAGUUAACGUCUCCACACUACGUCGAGGUGGAGAAAUCAGACAAGAAAAGUUCCAAAUACAGGGAGGGGGAGCUUCCAAUGCAAACUACAAAGGAAAAUCAGAGGUCGUCUAGUAUGGCUGGGCAAGUAUCCAAGAGCUCAGCACAGCGACUCAGCCGAGACCUGACCUGUUCUAUCUGCCUGGACCUCUUCAAGCAGCCUGUCUCCCUGCCCUGCGACCACACCUUCUGCCAGGCAUGUAUCGCUGGAUACUGGACGGGCCCCAGAGGCCAGGUUCAGGGGGGGUCCGGAUCCUGUCCCCAGUGCAGGAAGGUCUUCCCUGGCCAGAGCUACCGGCCCAACCGCAUCGUGGGUAACAUAGUGGAGAGCUACUGCCAGGGCCUGGAGGAGAGAGAGGGGCUGCUGGGGGACACGGGGGUACCAGAGAGGAGCCUUGCUUAUGCUCCUGCCCCGUGCUGUGGCCGGCACCGAGAGGAGCUGAAGCUGUACUGUGAGGAGGACCAAGAGCUGUUGUGUCUGGUGUGUGGACUCUCUCAGGAGCACCGGAACCACAACAUGGUGUGUGUCCAAGAGGCACAGCAGAGAUACAGGGCGUCUCUCAGCAGUUCCAUGGACUCUCUGAAAGGGGAGCUGAACACGGCCCUGCAGUGUGAGAGAGAAACUGAGGACGAAGUUAAGAAGCUCAAGGAGCACACGGCAGACCUGAAGCAGCGCAUCGAGGCCCAGUUCAGCGACCUGCACCAGUUCCUGUACCAGGAAGAGAAGCUGCUGCAGGUGAAGCUGAAGACAGAGGAGCGCAGGGAGCUGAUCAGGCUGGACGAACACAAGGCCCUGCUCUGUGUGGAGGUCUGCCGUCUGCAGAGGGCCCUGAAUGAGAUCGAGGACAAGCUGAGGGAGCAGGACCCCUUUACAUUGCUGCGGGUGAGAGACAGGAAUAUCAAGACCCUGGUCCAGAGGCCGACGCCCAAGUUUGAAAAGCCUACUCUCACGGCCCCCAGCCUGUGUGAGGGUCGGUUCGCAGGGCCCCUGCAGUACCGAGUGUGGAAAUCAUUGAAAGGAAGCAUUUACCCAGUUCCGGCUGCCAUCACCUUGAAUUCGAGCACGGCCAACCCCUGGCUUAGCCUGACCUCCUCCCUCACCUGUGUCCGCUACCAGACCUUCAACCACUCUGUCCAGGACAACCCCAACCGCUUCAAUGCUGCGUUGUCCCUGUUGGGCAGUCAGGGCUUCACCCACGGCCGCCACUACUGGGAGAUAGAGGUCUACAGCAGCACUGUGUGGACCGUGGGUGUGGCUAGAGAAACUGUAUCGAGGAAGGGAGUAAUCAAAGCCUUGCCGGCCAAUGGCUUUUGGACCCUGUCCCUGUCCUAUGGAAUACAGUACAUGGCCUGUACAUCGCCCCCUACUGUGCUUUCACUGGAGGAGCCUCUGGCUAGGAUAGGGGUAUAUCUGGAUUAUAAGAGGGGUCUGGUUUCUUUCUACAAUGCAGAGAGCAUGACACAUCUCUAUACGUUCCGUGAAACCUUCACAGAGACGUUGUACCCCUACUUCAAUCUGGGAUUCCUGGAUAAAGUGCAUGAGAAUGAGCCCCUCAAAGUUUUCCUUCCCAAAAUCUGACAGUCGCGGCACGCAUCUAUUCCCCGCAAAGCAUGAGGCCAUCCUUACACUGGUGUGGUGCUAAAACACCCUCAGAAUCUAACUGUUAGAUUAUAAGCGACGUAAAAUCAACUGACACAAAAUACUACCGUCAUAUUGUUUGAGAUGUUAGAGAGAGUAAGCAGGCCAACUGUAAAUAACAUUUUAUAAACGUAAUCUUGAUGUGGUCCAGAGCUUCACCGUCAAGGUUUGUUAAAUGUAUGUAUGCGCAGUAACCUUUUGCAGUAUUACAGUGUAAAUUGUACGUGACUGGCGUAAACAGAAUGAUGAAUACAAAAUUGCCUUAUCGUGUACAAUGUACGGCAGUUCAAUAUUUUGAGAAAAAAAAUGGACCAACUAUUUUAAUAAGUAAUCUUCAAUGCAUAAUAAUCAUCUUUUAAUGAAUUUUGGAUAUCAUCAGUAUUUCAAACGUUCACCUCACGAUACUGUACCAUUCAAAAUAAAUAAGAAUUUGUUUUGUG
Molecule: messenger RNA, 2310 nt
Organism: Salmo salar (Atlantic salmon)
Lineage: Eukaryota; Metazoa; Chordata; Actinopteri; Salmoniformes; Salmonidae
Source: RefSeq, a predicted model, not a curated record